Messenger RNA from Amaranthus tricolor (Joseph's coat), 2293 nucleotides. Its product is annotated as E3 ubiquitin-protein ligase KEG. The record is from RefSeq and is a predicted model, not a curated record. NCBI's taxonomy places the organism in Eukaryota, Viridiplantae, Streptophyta, Magnoliopsida, Caryophyllales, Amaranthaceae. Gene Ontology annotation, molecular function: protein kinase activity; ATP binding. Bases 231 to 2069 code for a protein of 612 amino acids. The transcript is spliced from 5 exons. Gene Ontology annotation, biological process: protein phosphorylation.
UGGGUGUUCCAUCAAAUUAAGGAUUGUUUCUUUUUUCAACCCUUUAAAAUAAGGAGUCUAAAACUCUCUCACUCCACCGUUUUUGCUUGUUGCUGACGUUUCUCCAAAUUGCUCAACCCCAUGGAAUUGGAACUACCUUUAAAUUCAUCCUUUUCCCUUUUAAUUCUUCCAUAAUCACUCAAUUUCUGUUUCAUCCUUAGGCCAUUUCCGGUUUUGUCAGUUCAACAGAUAUGGCCGAUCAAAUUGAAUCUAAACAACCAACUCCUUUUGAGUUUGUGAUCUACGAAGGAGAUGCUGAUAAUAUGAGGACUGUUGUGGUGACACCUAAUGAAGCUAGCCCGUGGAUCGACCCCACAUCAAUGAAACUGAGGCAUCGAAUCGGAAGGGGUCUCUUUGGUGAUGUUUGGUUGGCGACCCAUCACAGGUCUGCUCAAGAUUACGAUGAAUAUCAUGAAGUGGCCAUAAAGAUGCUGAACUUAAUGAAGGAAGAUAGUGUGAAGGCCUUUUUGGACAAGUUUGCUGAUAUGCUUCCAAAGUUUCGUGCAAUGAAAGGUGUAUGUUGGCUACACGGGAUUUCAGUUAUAGACGGGAAGAUAAGCAUUGUCAUGAAAUUCUACGAGGGAUCAGUUGGGGACAAGAUGGCUCGUUCUAGAAGCGGGAAACUCUCAGUACCUGAUGUCUUGAGGUACGGAAUCAAUCUGGCUGAAGCAAUAUUGGAAUUGCACUCCCUUGAUAUUAUGGUCCUCAAUCUCAAACCUUCAAACUUCCUUCUUGACGAGACUGAUAAAGCAAUAUUAGGGGAUUUCGGAGUUUCAUAUCUUCUUCUGGGACUGCCGUUGUCAAACUCUGAUGCGUCGAUCACCGUAGGUAGCCCGAACUACAUGGCUCCUGAACAAUGGGAGCCAGAGGUAAGAGGUCCAAUAUCAUUUGAGAGUGAUUCAUGGGGUUAUGGCUGCAGUAUUUUGGAAAUGUUGACUGGGGAUCAACCUUGGUGUGGGAGAUCAGUUCAGCAAAUUUACCGCGCAGUAGUUCUUAAUCGAGAGAAACCACAGAUACCGAAUGGUCUUCCUUAUGAGAUCGAGAACGUCCUUUCUGGCUGCUUUGAAUUUGACUUCCGAAACCGUCCUCUAAUGACUGACAUCUUACAGGCACUCAAGAGCUCACACGAUGCUAUCGUGAAUGAAGAGACAACUUUUGUUUUAAAGAGUAAAUCAAACAUUGGCAAGCCGAACCAGCAUCAUUACACGGAGUGGUUUCUUUCCAAAGAUACUCUCCAGGAAGGCGACAUAGUGCGGUCUAGAAAGGCAGCCAAGUCCUCUAAAAUUGAGAACAUGCUAAUCCCAGAAGGGAAAGUUGUUGGCUUCGAAAGCGUCGAUGGUAAAGAUUACUCGGUCUUGGUGAAGGUCCAUGGAAUCCACGAUCCAUUGAGAGUUCGGACAUCAACCCUUGAGCGUGUCACACAUGGCUUUGCCGCUGGAGAUUGGGUGCGCCUGCGAGAAGAGCAAAAACAGCAUUCACCUGUCGGAAUCCUUCAUUCAAUAACCCGUGAUGGAUCUACGGCUGUUGGGUUCAUCGGGUUGGAAACACUAUGGAAAGGCAACCAUUCAGAGCUCCAAAUGGCAAAGCCUUUUCACGUGGGCCAAUUUGUGCAGCUUAAAGCCAAUGUUUUUAAUCCCCGAUUCGAUUGGCCUCGGAAGAGGGGAUUAUGGGCUACCGGAAAGAUUAAACACAUCCAUCCUAAUGGAUGCCUUACGGUUUUCUUCCCGGGAAGAUUACAGUUUGGUCAGAAACAAGAAGAGGUUUUUGCAGAUCCUGCUGAAGUAGAAGUGGUCUCUUUCAAUUCCUGUCCGGGGAUUCUGAAAAAGUAUCAACAUCUCGAGGAUAUUCACUGGGCCGUAAGACCUCUUCUUAUGGCUUUAGGUCUGUUUACCGCGAUGAAAAUGGGGCUUUUUGUGGGGAAAAAGAUUACCAAACCAAAAAUGAGAAGAGAGAAACACCAGGGCAGUGAUCAGACUACUGAUGGUGCUAGCAAAUCACAACACGGAUUCCCCGUUCUAUGGCCUCAGUAACCUCUCGAGAAGGUACUUCUCGUUCUCGUAGGCCGUCUACCAAGCCGCAAGCUCUGUCCAUAUCCAUUUUUAUCUUCUAGCAGUUGAACAUAUCCAACCUAAAAAGUUCUUGUUACAAGUACUCUACUAACUGUAUAGCUCCCUAAAAUCAUAUGCUUGUGUAUAAAUCGUUAAUCUAAACAAUUUCUUCCGUUUAUCUAGUAACAUGUAAAUAUUGUUUUGUA